AGCGGAAACCGGAAGUCCUUUGCCGGGAGGUUCUGGGUUUCCUGGUUACUACGAUGGCGAUGAGUUUCGAGUGGCCGUGGCAGUAUCGCUUCCCGCCCUUCUUUACGUUACAGCCGAACGUGGACACUCGGCAGAAGCAGCUGGCCGCUUGGUGCUCGCUGGUCCUGUCCUUCUGCCGCCUGCACAAACAGUCGAGCAUGACGGUGAUGGAAGCUCAGGAGAGCCCGCUCUUCAACAACGUGAAGCUGCAGCGGAAGCUUCCUGUGGAAUCAAUCCAGGUUGUAUUAGAGGAACUGAGGAAGAAAGGAAACCUCGAGUGGUUGGAUAAGAAUAAGUCUAGCUUCCUGAUCAUGUGGCGGAGGCCAGAAGAAUGGGGAAAGCUCAUCUAUCAGUGGGUUUCCAGGAGUGGCCAGAACAACUCCGUGUUCACCCUGUAUGAACUGACCAAUGGGGAAGACACAGAGGAUGAGGAGUUCCAUGGGCUGGAUGAGGCAACCCUACUGCGGGCUCUGCAGGCCCUACAGCAGGAGCACAAGGCCGAGAUCAUCACCGUCAGCGAUGGCCGAGGCGUCAAGUUCUUCUAGCAGAGACCUAUCUCUCUUUACUUCUUACCUCCCACCCUUCCAGGGCUUUCAAAAGGAGACAGACCCAGUGUCCCCACAGACUGGAUCUGUGACUCCACCAGACUCAAAGGGCUCCAGUUCAGGCAUGGGUUUCCUACUUAGUCCAUGUGUCUGUCCCUGGGAAAGGGCAAGGCUGAGCUGCCAGGGAGAAAAGAUGUGCUGCUUCUUGCCCCACCUCCUCUCCUGCCCUAGACUGUCCCUGAGCCAGGGUCUGUAAACCUAACACUUCUCAUGUGUUCACACACAUAAGUACGUACACACACACGCCUGCAGAAUAUUCUGUUUCUCCCCCCUCCCACCCCCUCUCCUCUCAGGCUGGUCCUGGAUCCUUCCUGGGGGAUGGGGGAAGCCCUGGCUGCUGGCAGCCUUCCAGGCACUAUGAAGAUAGGAGGCCCAAGAAGGGGCCUGGCAGUGGGAGGUGGGGCCAGACACUGAUUUAUGAUAUUAAAAAGCUCAAUCCCA
Molecule: messenger RNA, 1085 nt
Organism: Diceros bicornis minor
Lineage: Eukaryota; Metazoa; Chordata; Mammalia; Perissodactyla; Rhinocerotidae
Gene: VPS25
Product: vacuolar protein sorting 25 homolog
Exons: 6
Coding region: 54-584 (176 amino acids)
Biological process (GO): protein transport to vacuole involved in ubiquitin-dependent protein catabolic process via the multivesicular body sorting pathway
Cellular component (GO): ESCRT II complex
Molecular function (GO): structural molecule activity; protein homodimerization activity
Source: RefSeq, a predicted model, not a curated record